AUGCGACUCAAUUCAGUCCUUGGGGGCCUUUUGGCUCUCUCCUCCUCCUCGCUCGUCUCCGCAUUCUUGACGGUCAAUGAGACUUCCCACUCUGUGGAGAUCGCGAACGACAGGCUUGUCUUCUCCGUCAACAAGUCUAUCGGCGCGAUCGACGUCCUCACAUUGGAUGGCCAAGACUUGCUCGGUAGCAGAGCCAGCGCGUUUGGUAUCGGACCGUACCUUGACUGCUAUUGCGUCCCGUCCGGCUCGUACACCCCUGGUUCGAUCGACCCGACCUACAAAGUCUUCCAGGGAGUCGACGCAUCCCAUGUCAAGUACGGCGGUGUCGUCAUGAGCGAGGUCUACCCGCCCACCGGCCAGCUUUUGGAGCAAUACUGGUUCCUGCGCGACGGGGAAACGGGGUUGCAUACCUUCAGUCGGAUCGCAUACCACAACUCCACCACGCCGUUUCUGCGCAACCUCCAGGAGUUCCGGACUCUGUUCCGCCCCAGCACGAACAUCUGGACACACCUGAUUACGGACGACCAACUGUGGGCGCCGCUGCCCGUGCCCAACCCAGCGUCAGGGAGCACAGCAAACUCGACAACCGUCCAGGAUGCCACUUGGUACUUGGGCAACCGCACCGGAGAUCCGUACGUCGAGCAGUUCUCCGACUAUUUCACCAAGUACACGUUUGCAGCCGUUUGGCGGGAUCACACAGUCCACGGCAUGUUCGCCGACGGAUCUUACAUCGAUGACAAGUCGACGUUCGGAGCCUGGCUCGUGAUGAACACCAAGGACACCUACUUCGGCGGGCCCCUCCAUUCGGAUCUGGUGGUUGACGGCAUCGUCUACAACUACCUCGUCUCGAACCAUCACGGCGACGGCACGCCCAACAUCACCGACGGCUUCGACCGCACGUUUGGUCCUCAGUACUACCAUUUCAACAAGGGGCCCGCAGGUGGAUCGUGGCAGGCCCUUCGGGACGAGGCCGUCAAGUUCGCAUCGCCGUCAUGGAACGCCGCGUUCUACGACUCCAUCGCCCAGCACGUGCCGAACUACGUGCCCACGGGGGGGCGAGGGUCUUGGAAGGCUCAGAUCGCGUUGCCGAAGGGAGCGAAGAACGCAAUUGCCGUCCUGGCUCAAGACGGCGUCGACUUCCAGGACAAUGUCUUCGACACCACGGCGUAUCAGUACUGGGCAGACAUCGAGUCGAGCAGCGGGAAAGUCCAGAUCGACCGGAUCAAGGCGGGCACAUACCGGCUGACCGUGUACGCCGACGGCAUUUUCGGCGAUUACGUUCAUGACGGGAUCGUGGUGAAGGCCGGCAAGACCACCGACAGCGGCCGCCUGGUGUGGUCAGCCGAAUCCGCGGGACGCGAGCUCUGGCGCAUCGGGACCCCGGACAAGUCAGCCGGUGAGUGGAGGCACGGCGACGUGCGAGACGCGCAGCACCCUCUCCAUCCUCCCGAGUACCGCAUCUACUUCGGCGCAUACGACUUCAUCGACGAUUUCCCCAACGGCGUGCGCUUCCACGUGGGCACGAGCGACGAAGCCAAGGACUUCAACUACAUCCACUGGUCCGUCUUCGGCGGCUACGCAAACUUUCUCCGACCAGUGCAGGUCGAGGGCCACGGCGAGAUCAACAACUGGACCAUCACGUUCGACCUCAAGGAGGAGCAGCUCCGCCACACCAGCCUGGCCACCUUUACCAUCCAGCUGGCCGGCGCGAAGACGGCGGCUGGAAACACGGAUGUGUUCAACGCGACCCAAGAAUACAAUAACCUGCCCUUUGUCGUCGUUGUCAACGGGCAUGAACUGGAACCGUGGAUUAUCCCAUACUAUCAGUCCUCGUCCUGCGGCGUUCGCAGCGGCGUGGUCUGCUAUCAGGUGUCUCACAAGUUCACGUUCCCGACGGCAUAUUUGACGGCUGGGGAGGCCACGAAUGAGAUCAUCUUGAGUCUGCCGUACAACGCGACUGAUUACGAGAGUGCGCUGUUGCCGAGGAGUGUCUACGUGCAGUACGACGCACUGAGGCUGGAAGUAAAGUAG
Messenger RNA from Thermothielavioides terrestris NRRL 8126, 2031 nucleotides. RefSeq names its product polysaccharide lyase family 4 protein. The record is from RefSeq and is a predicted model, not a curated record. The coding region runs from base 1 to 2031 and encodes 676 amino acids. Gene Ontology annotation, biological process: carbohydrate metabolic process. Gene Ontology annotation, molecular function: carbohydrate binding; catalytic activity. NCBI's taxonomy places the organism in Eukaryota, Fungi, Ascomycota, Sordariomycetes, Sordariales, Chaetomiaceae. The transcript is spliced from 3 exons.